AUGCGUCUCCCCAGUCUUCGUUGCUUGGCGAGUGCGUUACUGGUCUUCAACUCCAUUGUCGAUGCCCAAACGUACGAUGCCAUUGUCGUGGGUAGUGGCCCUGGCGGUCUCGUAGCUGCCGAGUAUUUGUCACGAGACUCAAGUGUCUCCGUGUUGAUCCUCGAAGCCGGGCCCAGAUCUUUGGCUGCUACUGGUGGAACGGACUCCCCGGACUACGCUCAAGGCCGAGGUCUCACGAAAUUCGACAUCCCCGGUGAAUACGACAGUGUCAUUUACAACGGAGCCAACGAACAGUACCGUGUCGAGUGGAUCAGUGACGCCUACAUGUGGCUCGGUAAGCUCGUGGGUGGAUGCUCCUCCAUCAACGCAGCGCUCUACUUCCGACCCCCCGACUCGUACAUCACCAACACGCAGUGGCCGUUCUCAGCAGCUCAAAUGGUCUCCAAGAUGAACGAGAACGAGCAAAUUCAUGGCCACACGGACAGACCGUCAAGUGACGGUAUCUGGUACACUCAAGAAGGGUAUUCCAUCGUAUCCAGAGCUCUACUAGCAAGGGGGUACGCUGAACGCACCAUCAACGACGCUGCAGCACGCAAUAGCAAGAGCAAGACGUUCGGUCAUGCUCCAUUCACCUUUAAGAACGGCAAACGAGACACCCCCGCCAAUGCCUUCUGGGGACGAAUGAGCAGUAGGAGCAACGUGAGGCUACUCACUGGAGCCAAGGUCGACUACAUCUUACGAGCUUCUGGGGGUAAGGCUACGGGUGUCGUCUACAACGGCGGAACUCAAGCUCUACUGUCGUCUCGAGGUACUGUACUUAUGGCUGCGGGUGCGUUGAGUACGACCAAAGUAUUGAUUCAAAGCGGCAUCGGCCCGAGCUCGCAGCUUAAUGUGCUUAAUGGCCGCAAUGGGUUCCCUGGCGUCUCUCAAGCUGCAGGAUGGGUCACGAACGCCAACGUCGGGCGGAAUCUGUUCGACACCAACGUGGUGUUUGCCUCAUUCUCACACCCUCAGAUGAGCUCCUUCCUGUACAAGAACAAACCCAGUUGGGCGAUCAAUCAGUACAUGAACCAAGGCUUCACUGGACCCUGGAGUAGUCCCGGACCAACCCUUAUCAGCUACGAGAACUACGACGUUCAAGGACGCACGUACGAGUUCCAGUCGACUGCACUUACGAAUGGCUUUGGAGAGUUCUACGGUCGUAGUAAUGCAUUCACUCUAGCACUAUACAUUAACAAUCCGGAGUCCAGAGCAGCUUCGGGGUUCGAUGGGAACACCAACUGGAGGGCGUUCAACGAAGGUACGCCCUACUACGGUACGAGUCGCGAUCUGGCCGCGUUGCAGUCAUAUGCACAACGUACAGUUAGUGCCAUGGUAGCUCAAGGAGCCACGUUCCUUUCGGCUGGUUCGGACGAUAUAUCGGUAGCAAACUGGGUUGCAGCCAACCGGGGAUUAAUCACACACCACUUCGGUGGUAGCUGCUACGCAUCCAGCAACUCAGGCGACACUAGGCGAUGCGCUGACGAGAGACUACGUGUCCUUGGUAUGAGCAACGUGUUCGUAGCUGAUGCUAGUGCCAUGCGCGACGGUACCGUCAACCCGUACGGCUUCAUCAUGUACAUUGGUCGAGAGGCUGCCGAUCAAGCCAAGACUUUUAUUACUGCGAACACCGGUACCGGCGGCACCUGCUCAACAGCAGAGAAUAAUGUCGAUUACAUCGGCAAUGAUCUGACGAGUAGAACGAGUUCGACUGCCAGUGGGUGCUGCUCUAUAUGCUCUACUACUAGUGGCUGUAACGCGUACUCGUGGACCAAUUACAACGGCGGUACGUGCUGGCUAAAGAGCGCGAGGGGCACGACACAGAGUAAGAGUGGUGUUAUAUCUGCUACGUUGAAUGGUGGCCCUACGUCGAGCUGUACGACGAUCGAAGAAAACGUCGACUAUACCGGUAAUGACGUCGGCAAUGCACUGAGUGGCUCAGCCGAAGGUUGUUGCGCGAUCUGCCGGGCUCGAAAUGAUUGCAAGGCGUACACUUGGACGGAUCACAAUACCGGUACCUGCUGGCUCAAGAGUGGGAAGGGAGCCUUUACGACGAAGACUGGAGCGAGGUCAGCUCGAGUCAGCUCGACGUCACCUACGUGCACGUUGGUGAAUAACGUCGACUACAAUGGCAACGACAUCGGCAACUCGCCCAGCGCUGCGGCGACUGGAUGUUGCGAUAUUUGCCGUGGAAGAACGGGGUGCAGGGUGUUCACUUGGUCGAACUAUAACGGAGGCACCUGCUGGCUAAAAUCACAGCAAGGACCCGGAACGACGGUCGCGGGUGCCGUAUCUGGAACCAUCUAA
This is a messenger RNA of Phytophthora infestans T30-4, 2346 nucleotides long. Its product is annotated as carbohydrate-binding protein, putative. The record is from RefSeq and is a predicted model, not a curated record. Gene Ontology annotation, biological process: proteolysis. Bases 1 to 2346 code for a protein of 781 amino acids. Gene Ontology annotation, cellular component: extracellular region. The transcript has a single exon. Gene Ontology annotation, molecular function: protein binding; flavin adenine dinucleotide binding; oxidoreductase activity, acting on CH-OH group of donors. Lineage: Eukaryota; Oomycota; Peronosporomycetes; Peronosporales; Peronosporaceae.